CCUCUCCUAGCGUUUCUCCAUUUACGGGCCUUGGCAAAUAUCAGUGUUCCUAACCUUUAUACAAGAUUGUGAUCUAGGCGGACGUGCUUUUGAUAACUUUAAAAACUGAUCCUUCCCAGCCAAAAAGUAUGGCAGGUGGUAAAAAUUCUCAGGGAGGAUUCCAACCGGAUUCUGAUGUCCACAUUACUUACGAGGAUCAGCAAAAGAUUAACAAAUUCGCCAGGCACAACGCAAAGCUAGAAGAUUAUAAAGAUGAAUUAAAAUCGAAGCAGAAUGACAUAAAAAAUUUUGAAGAUGCCUGCGAUGAGCUCUCCCUCCUAGAUGACGAUGUGAAAAUUCCUUACCUCAUUGGAGAAGUAUUCGUAGAUCAGGAUUUUGAAAAAACCCAGAAAUCAUUGGAGGAAGCGAAAGCGAAGAAACAAGCAGAAAUUGCGGAUCUGGAAAGGAAAUCCUCAGAACUCAAAGCAGUAAUGAGCGAUUUGAAAGCUCAGCUCUAUGCUAAGUUUGGCACACACAUCAACUUGGAAGCGGAAGACGAAUAGUUUGUAAACUGUAAUUGUAAUUAAGAUCUAAGUUUUAGUUAUUCAAACGGUUGAAAAUAUUGUGUCAAUUAUUUUUAUGCGUACUGAUUAUUAAUAACCCUCAACGUUAUCGUUGUUUUUGGUAUUCAUCAAUUUUUACAAUUUCA
Messenger RNA from Diprion similis, 688 nucleotides. It is a transcript of the gene Pfdn4, whose product is annotated as probable prefoldin subunit 4. NCBI's taxonomy places the organism in Eukaryota, Metazoa, Arthropoda, Insecta, Hymenoptera, Diprionidae. Gene Ontology annotation, biological process: protein folding. The transcript has 4 exons. Gene Ontology annotation, cellular component: prefoldin complex; cytoplasm. The coding region runs from base 129 to 542 and encodes 137 amino acids. The record is from RefSeq and is a predicted model, not a curated record.